Messenger RNA from Athene cunicularia (burrowing owl), 2057 nucleotides. It is a transcript of the gene GNB5, whose product is annotated as G protein subunit beta 5. Gene Ontology annotation, cellular component: cytoplasm; heterotrimeric G-protein complex. Gene Ontology annotation, molecular function: signaling receptor complex adaptor activity; protein binding. Gene Ontology annotation, biological process: G protein-coupled receptor signaling pathway; G protein-coupled dopamine receptor signaling pathway. Bases 616 to 1713 code for a protein of 365 amino acids. Lineage: Eukaryota; Metazoa; Chordata; Aves; Strigiformes; Strigidae. The transcript is spliced from 11 exons. The record is from RefSeq and is a predicted model, not a curated record.
UCUUUUGCAUUUUUUUGCUCUGAUCAUGAUUUUCCCUCAAUGGUUCCCAAAACAAACAGCUGGCUGAACUAGAAUUGCCCUUAUUUGUUCAACGGGCUUUGAACAGCAGCUCUCAAAAAUGUGGGUAGAAAAAGGAAAUACCAAACGUUCAUUUCAUUUUCAAUCCUCCCAAUUUUAAGGAUUCGAUUCCAUCGCUUAAAAUUUUAGGUGUGGAUAAAACAGCUUGUUCUGUUCAUGCAAUCCAUAAAUUUUUCAGGCCAGGAAAGACCAUUAGGACCAACUGACCCAGCACAGAAAAGAUCAAUGACCCAGUAGUAUCUGCAUCAAGUCAUAAACUGCAUCAAAUCAUAAAUUUUAGAAAAAUAGCCUGCUAUAUCUGGACCUUUGUAAACCCACUGAAGCUACUUAUUGGCUUUAGCUGAUCUACUUGCCUGAGUGCAUCAUUUUCAACUAUCUUGAAACAAUAUUGGGGAAUGCUUCAAAAUCAUUAUCUGACUCUAAAACCUGUGCUAGGCAGGUGCAGGAUUAUUAUGGCUGUGAUUGGAGAUAAGCGUCCUCAGAGAAUCAGUAAGGCUAAACCAGACAAUUCCACAGGCCCUCGGCUCUGUUGACAUAAUGGAAACACUUUGUCCAUUGUCUGUGAAACAUUUGUUUUUUCAGAUAUGUUCUGGACACAAGCAUCUUUCCAGCUGCCAUAAUAACCUCCUGUCCUGUGUUUUCAUGUCUUUUGAUUGGAUCAUCUGGCACGUUUCCAUGGGCAGAAUUCAUCAGGUGGCAGAGCGUGUGGAGGCGCUGGGCCAGUUUGUGAUGAAGACCAGGAGGACCCUGAAGGGCCACGGAAAUAAAGUUCUCUGUAUGGACUGGUGCAAAGACAAGAGAAGAAUUGUGAGCUCUUCCCAGGAUGGGAAGGUGAUCGUGUGGGAUUCCUUCACUACCAACAAGGAACACGCGGUGACGAUGCCGUGUACCUGGGUGAUGGCGUGUGCAUACGCCCCAUCUGGAUGCGCCAUUGCUUGUGGUGGCCUGGACAACAAGUGUUCUGUGUACCCUCUGACAUUUGACAAAAAUGAAAAUAUGGCUGCAAAGAAGAAAUCAGUUGCAAUGCACACAAACUACUUGUCUGCCUGCAGCUUCACUAACUCAGACAUGCAGAUCCUGACAGCAAGUGGAGAUGGAACUUGUGCUCUGUGGGAUGUUGAGAGUGGGCAGCUUCUACAGAGUUUCCAUGGUCAUGGAGCUGAUGUCCUGUGCCUGGACCUAGCCCCUUCUGAAACGGGAAAUACAUUUGUCUCUGGGGGCUGUGACAAGAAAGCCAUGGUUUGGGAUAUGCGGUCUGGUCAGUGCAUCCAGUCAUUUGAAACCCACGAUUCAGAUAUCAACAGUGUCAGAUAUUACCCAAGUGGAGAUGCUUUUGCCUCUGGUUCAGACGAUGCCACGUGUCGUUUAUAUGACCUUCGUGCAGACAGAGAAGUAGCAAUUUAUUCCAAAGAGAGCAUCAUUUUUGGAGCAUCCAGUGUGGACUUCUCUCUAAGCGGUCGCCUGCUGUUUGCAGGCUAUAAUGAUUACACCAUAAAUGUCUGGGAUGUACUGAAAGGGUCCCGUGUAUCCAUUCUGUUUGGACAUGAAAAUCGUGUCAGCACCUUGCGGGUCUCUCCCGAUGGAACAGCAUUCUGCUCGGGCUCCUGGGACCACACUCUCCGAAUCUGGGCUUAAGCUGAGAUCCUGUAUGCAGAAUCAAAUGAAGACAAACCCUGGACUACAAAAACUGCAUAAAAAAGCCACCCCUCAAAAUCAAAUAUUCACUACACUACAGAAGAGUGACACUGAACCCACAGAUUAACACAACUAGGUAGAAAAUGUAAGCUGCUUGAACACAUAGCAAACAUCAACUUGUAGGAUAAUUUUAAUUCUGUUUCGAAACUAUCUUCUUUUAUUAGAACUAGUUUAGAUAAUGAUGAAGGGGCUUUUCUCUGAAGUCACUUGUAUCAUAGAAUUGAGUAGCUCGGUGCACAUUAUGUAUUUAUUUGCAUGAACUGCGUUCCUUUUUAAAGUAAAAU